AAGCCGGUCCCUCCGACCUGGCAGCCUCAUGCUGGGGGCCGCUGCCGGCUGGGGCUGACCGAGCCCGCCCUGCCCGUGCUGCCUUGCCCGCCCCCCGGACCCGGCAUCCCCCGCCGCCGGACUCCCAGGCACCGCCGGGCUCCCAGGCACCGCCGCCGCCUCGACGAUAAAAAGUUGUGCGGAGCGUCGAGGAUGGGAGCGCAUCUGCAGCCUCUCGCCCUGCGGCUUCUGGCGUUGACUUUCCCCUUGGUGGCGAAGGGUUUCUCUGACGAAACCUUGGAGAAAACCGUGAAGUCCGAGGGAUAUUGCAGUCGGAUCUUGCGAGCCCAGGGCACCAGGAGGGAAGGGUACAAUGAAUUUAGCCUCAGGGUGGAGGGCGAUCCAGAAUUUUACAAGCCUGGAAACAGUUACCGGGUGACACUCUCUGCUGCCACACCUGCUUACUUUCGAGGAUUCACAUUGAUUGCUCUCAAGGAAGGAAAAGAAGGUGACAAGGAAGAAGACCAUGCAGGAACUUUUCAGAUCAUAGAUGAGGAAGAAACACAGUUCAUGAGUAAUUGUCCUGUUGCUGUUACUGAGAGCACACCUAGACGAAGGACACGCAUUCAAGUGUUUUGGACAGCUCCUCCUGCUGGUACAGGCUGUGUAAUUCUGAAAGCCAGCAUUGUGCAGAAGCGCAUAAUUUAUUUUCAAGAUGAGGGUUCUCUCACCAAAAGAAUUUGCGAACAAGAUUCAGCCUCAGAAGGUGUGACUGACAAACCAAUUCUAGAUUGUUGUGCCUGUGGAACUGCCAAAUACAGAUUAACUUUUUAUGGAAACUGGUCAGAAAAAACACACCCCAAAGAUUUCCCACGACGCACCAACCACUGGUCUGCAAUCAUUGGUAGCUCUCACUCGAAGAACUACAUCCUUUGGGAGUAUGGAGGGUAUGCUAGUGAAGGUGUCAAACAAGUUGCAGAGUUGGGCUCCCCAGUAAAGAUGGAAGAAGAAAUUCGACAGCAAAGCGAUGAGGUUUUAACAGUCAUCAAGGCAAAAGCACAGUGGCCUGCCUGGCAACCUCUAAAUGUGAGAGCUGCUCCCUCUGCUGAGUUUUCUGUUGAUCGGCACCGGCACCUGAUGUCCUUUCUCACCAUGCUGGGCCCCAGCCCAGACUGGAAUGUGGGGCUGUCUGCUGAAGACCUCUGUACCAAGGACUGUGGCUGGGUUCAGAGAGUUGUUCAGGAUUUAAUCCCCUGGGAUGCUGGCACAGACAGUGGUGUUAGUUAUGAGUCUCCUAACAAACCUACAGUGCCUCAAGAGAAGAUCAGACCACUUACAAGCUUAGAUCAUCCUCAAAGUCCAUUUUAUGAUCCAGAAGGAGGAUCUAUCAAGCUGGUAGCCAGAGUUGUCAUUGAGAGAAUUGCACGCAAGGGGGAGCAAUGCAAUAUUGUACCUGAUAACAUAGAUGAUAUUGUGGCAGAUCUAGCACCAGAGGAAAAAGAAGAAGAUGACACCCCUGAAACCUGCAUAUAUUCAAACUGGUCCCCAUGGUCAGCCUGCAGCUCUUCUACCUGUGAAAAGGGCAAAAGGAUGAGGCAGAGAAUGCUUAAAGCUCAGCUGGACCUCAGUGUGCCCUGUCCAGAUACUCAAGAUUUUCAGCCAUGCAUGGGUCCAGGCUGCAGUGAUGAAGAUGGUUCCACUUGCAUGAUGUCUGACUGGAUUACAUGGUCCCCCUGUAGUGUUUCCUGUGGAAUGGGAACGCGAUCUAGAGAGAGAUAUGUAAAACAAUUCCCUGAAGAUGGAUCUAUGUGCAAAGUGCCUACUGAGGAGACUGAGAAGUGUAUUGUAAAUGAGGAGUGUUCCCCUAGCAGCUGCCUUGUCACUGAAUGGGGAGAGUGGGAUGAAUGCAGCGCUAGCUGUGGUACAGGGAUGAAGAGACGACACAGAAUGAUCAAGAUGACUCCCGCUGAUGGAUCCAUGUGCAAGGCAGAAACCACAGAGGCAGAGAAAUGCAUGAUGCCUGAAUGCCAUACCAUCCCCUGCCUACUCUCUCCUUGGUCUGAAUGGAGUGACUGCAGUGUAACAUGUGGGAAGGGAAUGCGAACCCGGCAGCGGAUGCUGAAAUCUGCUGCUGAGCUUGGGGACUGCAAUGAGGAACUGGAACAAGCGGAAAAGUGCAUGCUGCCCGAAUGCCCUAUCGACUGUGAACUAACAGAGUGGUCCCAGUGGUCCGAGUGUAAUACCUCAUGUGGAAAGGGCCAUAUGAUCAGGACAAGAAUGAUAAAAAUAGAACCACAGUUUGGAGGAACAGCAUGCCCAGAAACCGUCCAACGUACCAAAUGUCGAGUAAGGAAAUGCCUGCGAGGCCCAGGUAUGGAAAAAAGGCGCUGGAAAGAGGCCCGGGAGAAGAGGAGAAGUGAACAAGCGAAAAAAACUAUAGAGAGCGAGCAAUACCCAGUUUGUAGGCUGAAACCAUGGACUGCUUGGACAGAAUGUUCUACACUCUGCGGAGGUGGAAUUCAGGAACGCUACAUGAUGGUAAAGAAGAGGUCCAAAAGUACACAAUUUACUAGUUGCAAAGACAAAAAGGAGCUGAGAGCAUGUAAUGUUCAUCCUUGUUAACAAAACACAAGGCUUCCAAGUGAUGCACCCUGAGCUAAAUGGAAAGUCAACCUUGGUUUGGUUUUUGAAACAAACAAACAAAAUACAAAGUGUAUAUUAGUUUUCAUUUUUGCAGUGUGAUUUGCUUUUUAGUCUUGCUGGUGCAAGAAAUAUAUUUUAUAAAUAUUUCCUCACAGAUUUAUGCUGAGAGUAGAUCUUUGGUACUCCAGCCAGCCCUUAAUGCAUAAAAAUAGUAAGUCAUUAUGAGUCAUUUAACUAAAAUACAGACAUAUCUGUGGACAUGGAAUAGCCAUAUAGAAAUACUACUUGUAAAGACAUGGGAUGCAUGCAUAUUAACAUAAUGAAGUUAAAGUGACAUGUUUCGUAUGUGGGAAGAUUUCUCUCAGUUUGAUUUUGAAAAUCCAAAGCAGUGCCUAUGUGAUUACACAACUAUGCCAAGGAGUAAUUUCAGUAAUGCUGGUUCAAUAAAUACUAAAGGUGCAUGUUUAUCUUUUUACACUAUUGGGUUAAGCUGAUAGUUAUAAUAAUUAUCCUAUAUACUUUUCUCCACACGGAUACUAUGGACCAUGCAAAACAGUCUGUUUCUUUAAAACUUAAAAAGUAAAUGAUUCCAGCAGACCAGUAGUGAUGUCUGCUCACUGUAUAGUCACAGCCAAAACAGGACACGGAGAAAACAUGUGAACAUCAUCAUACAUAUUUCAAUGCCAUAUUCUUAUAUUGAGUCUAUCCACUGCCUCUUCUAAUGAAUAUGUAACUAAUAUAGAUUGGUCCAGAGUCACAGAAGGACUUCCACAUGAGACACACUAAAAUACUAGAUUCAGUUUUGUGAGGACAUUAAACAUGGUGUCAUUUGUUUUUUCACUCAGCAUAUAGGAGGAUCUAAAAAUAACUGAAUUUGUGAGAAUUACAGAUCUGUAGCUAUACGAGCCGGGAUAGAUCUCUUCCCAGACCACCUGAGUGAUCAGCAAACUGCCCAAGAUUAGGAAAUAGCUCCUCACCCUUUUACACCAUUUCCUGCAGGGUUGAGCUCUCAUCCCUACCCAUAAUCAGGUAUAGGACCAGCAGGACCUUGGGCUUCAUUGUCUGUUGGAAUAUAAUACUGUCCUGUAAGUUUAACGCCAUACCAUUAAAGAUGUGAGGUGAAGGUGCUGGGUUAUCUUUUUGUCCACGAAAGGCAGCGUACACCUAUGUCUCUACAUAAGUAAUAACAAUGCACUGAAAAUAAGACUGUUGAUGCUGACUCUUAAAACAAGCUUGAAAGAAAUGAAUGGAGCAAAAUUUAUUUUACAGUCUUUUAAGCCAGCCUUAAGUAAUCUACUCAUUUCUAUCUCACCGUCCUGAGAACCUGACACCCAGGUUUUAAGUGUCCAUGUUUGAUGUGAGCCACAACCCACUGAGGCUGUUUAACUUCACCAUCACUGCCCUUGGAGCCCUUUCAUUACCUCCCUGUACCUGAAUGGGCUAGGAGGGCUGGCUCAUUGUAUCAUAGGGUUUGUCAUUGUCAUUUCUCCACUGAACACUGCAAGGGCUGCUCAGAACUUCCACAGCUGUGACAUCCCACCUCCUCAAGGUAUGGUACUGAUUUUUUUUUUUUAGAUUGGAGUGAAGGGAGGGCCAGAGAAAUAAUGGAAUCAACAUAGUGUUAAGCCUCUCCCACCGCUGCUAAGUGAAAUGGGUGCAAGCCCAUAGCGAACCAAACCAGCGAAAAAAAGUAGUACAAGGUUUAAUGCUAAAACCAAACAUUCUACAUUUUGCACAGCUUGGCUCAUUCAUUAAUACUAAUUCUGAUAGUUUACCUCCUUGUGGCUGUUAAAAAUUUAUGCAGUUUUUGUCUCUAUAGCACUGUCAUUACAGUAGCAAGUAAUGUAUUUAUGACCUUACCCUGCACAUUACCCUUAUGACCAAACAAGCCACCCCAACAACAAAAACAGUGGAAUGAUGCAGAUACUGGAGGAGUGACCAGCUGAGCGUGUUUCGGGUGAAGUAACAAACAGAUGGCUGCAGAGAAGGGCUACAGGGAUGAAUGCCAGGCGCACAGCCAGGGCAGAGCUGCAUACGCAGUCAAGACUCACACACCACCUACCUUGGUGAGCUGCUUUUUCUGAGCCUGACAGAGGAUAUCCUAGCUGAGGCCAAUCAUUUGGAAAACUAAUGUCUGACUAAGAAAUGUGUGAUAGAGUGGUUUUGUAGGCUUGGAUCUGUGAGAGCUUGGGGUAGAGGGAGCAGAACAAGAAAGUUCCUCCUGAAUGGGGAAAAAAAAGCUCUAAGUUUAUGGGCUACAUUUUAUCUCAACACUUACCUCUUGUUUGAGCUUGCAAACCCAUGCCUAUUCCUGCAAAUAAACAAUUAAGACCAAUGCUGUCUUUUCAUGUUUUUUUUUCCGGUUCAUCAAGCUAUUUCCUCUUUCAAUUACACCCUUUGCCAAAGCCUACAUAAUCCAAAUACACCUUUAGGUAUGUAGGAAAUACACACCGUCUUUCUGAAGAUGGUGACAAAGUUGUCCAUUAAACCAAUCUGUCAUUUGCUAAUGUGAUUCUCCAUAUACCUUUUUUUCUCUCAGGAGGCUGUUUCAGUGUGACUUCCAGUCAUUUCUCCUCGGCUCAUUAUAGUUAUGAAUGUUGGCAUUUUUUUUCCCCCACCUUGUUAAUACAUGCAAUGACAACGUAGAUUGCACUGAGUCAGAAAUGUGUGAUUGUUCCUGCUUGGGUUCAGCUUUUCACACUUUUUCUGUUGAAACAUUUUACAAGUCACUUGUCUUUCUUCUAACUUGAUACAAAAUAAAUAGUUAAGCUUGUUACAUUUUGUUAAAAAAACCAACCACCGCAAACAAAAACAAAAGAAGAAAAAAAGAGGCUGAUUUUCUAUUCAGAAAAAAGAAGCUCUGAUAUACAGUAUGUAGAAGUAUUGCAUUGUUACUGUAAACUUUCUAGUAGUGUCAUAGCCACUGGCUAUCAGUCAAUAAAAACAGAGAAGUGUUCACACUCUCCUCUCCUGAACAAACCCGCUGACCUGAAAGCACAGAUGUCACUCCAGUUUUGUAGACCUCAACUCUCAGAUCCUAGCAUUGCGUGUAUGGGGUUUUUUCUAACAUACAAACUGUAGAAGCUUUACACAUAAUAAAAAAGAGAAAAGUUAGGGGCUUAACAAAUGUACAGUAGGACCUUGUGUGUGCAGCAUAUGAUUUAAACAAACUUUGAUGCAUUUCUAGAUUUCCUCCAUUAUUUUCAUUUGCUCUGGAAUUAUGAAAAAAAAGCUACCAUGAAUAUUUCUUACCAAAGUCUUGUGUAGAUGUUUUGUAGCUGUCUGGCUAACACAUUAUUAUUAUUAUUUUGGAAU
Molecule: messenger RNA, 5937 nt
Organism: Dryobates pubescens (Downy woodpecker)
Lineage: Eukaryota; Metazoa; Chordata; Aves; Piciformes; Picidae
Gene: SPON1
Product: spondin 1
Exons: 16
Coding region: 193-2601 (802 amino acids)
Biological process (GO): cell adhesion
Cellular component (GO): extracellular matrix
Source: RefSeq, a predicted model, not a curated record